This is a messenger RNA of Letharia columbiana, 1374 nucleotides long. RefSeq lists its product as uncharacterized. The record is from RefSeq and is a predicted model, not a curated record. The transcript is spliced from 6 exons. NCBI's taxonomy places the organism in Eukaryota, Fungi, Ascomycota, Lecanoromycetes, Lecanorales, Parmeliaceae. The coding region runs from base 1 to 1374 and encodes 457 amino acids. Gene Ontology annotation, biological process: nucleotide-excision repair; telomere maintenance; double-strand break repair via homologous recombination. Gene Ontology annotation, cellular component: site of double-strand break; checkpoint clamp complex.
AUGAGAUUCAAAGCCUCAAUCAGGAACAUUCAUACCUUCACCAGACUAACCGCGUCCCUCUCCUUACUCGGCAAAGAUGUCUGGCUUCAGCUCAACAACGAGCAGCUGCGCUUCACUGUUGUCCCAGAGCAGGGCAGUCAAGUGUGGGCGGUCCUUGCCAUAGAUACAAUUUUCGAAACCUACACCAUCCAGUCCGCCAUCGAAAACAACACUAUAAACCUCCGCAUACCUCUCGCCUCCCUCCACCGCGCCCUUCGUUCCGCCCUCACGGCGUCCUCAGCCUCUAUCCGUUUAACGAAGAAAGACAACAUACCCCUGCUGUCUCUGACCAUCAUCACCAACACCUUGAACUCCUCGCGCCCCCCUACAUCCAUUACAACCACAACCCUAAACUCGGACAACGCCCCCUUCCCCGUCGAUGACGCCUCCAACAACAAUGAAUCCCUCGGCGACCCAAACCCCGGCUUCUUCCCACACGAUCGAGAAACGACCAUCACGCAAGACAUACCCGUCAUGGUCCUCGCCGCCGCCACGGUAGCGAGUAUACACGAGCCCCAAUGUCCCCAACCCGACGUUCACAUCAUGCUCCCGUCCCUGCUCCAGCUCAAAGCAAUCUCCGAACGCUUCACCAAGCUCGCCCUCUCAACCUCCACCUCGGCCACCAACCGCGGCCGCGCGCCCGACGCCCUGUCCUCCCAGUCGCGCCUCACGCUGUCGGCGAACGCUCAUGGUGUGUUGAGGAUCGGAGUGGAGACGCCGGGUCUAAAGAUCGAGAGUAAAUGGGAGGGGCUGACGAAUCCGGAAUUGGAUCCCGAACAGGUUGAAGGAGGGGAGGAGGGCGUGAGGGGACAUGCGAGUACGAGGAUGAAGGAAAGAGAAGGGGCCGAGGCGUGGAGUGUGGUUAGGGUUGAGGGGAGGGAUUGGGGGAGGGUGCUUGGGGUGGGACGGUUGGGAGGACGGGUCAUCGCAUGUUUCUGCCACGAGCACGCUUUAAUUCUUUACGUCUACCUCUCCGGCGACGAUACGGAAUCUGUCCUGACAUCCAUCAGACCAGCGGUGCAUGAGAGCGGGCUCCUGCCCCUCGAAGCCGCCACCCUGCAAAGCUUCUCGCGCUGGUAUUCCGCCAUCGCAAGGUACACGUCCGGCGCAUCGGAUCUCCACCCUCACGCGUCCCUCACGCCCGUGUUGGCCAAAGCGAUCCCCGUUGUAUCUUUGCCCAUCUGCUGGCCUGGAUUCAGAAAUUACAAAAGUAAAUUUUCCGCAGCGUUGGAUCUCGCCCACGGGGCGACGCUAGCGGCGUCUUUGGAAACGCCUACCUUAAGUGAGACCGUUUACGCCUCUGCCAGUGCACUUCCAGAUAUGUGGCGGUUCUGA